Zonotrichia albicollis (white-throated sparrow) is the source of this 2663-nucleotide messenger RNA. Lineage: Eukaryota; Metazoa; Chordata; Aves; Passeriformes; Passerellidae. The record is from RefSeq and is a predicted model, not a curated record.
CCGCCGCCGCGGGGGCGGGACCGGCCCCGUUAAAGGCGGCGAGCCCGGGGAGGCGCCGCGUCCGCCCGCGCCAUGGCCGAGGCGGCAGAGCAGGAUCUGCUGCUGGCAGCGGCGUUCGUGUCCGACGCGCAGUACAACAGGAAUAUUCCUUUCAGGACCUCUCCGGAGGCUGUCAGGCUCUAUCACCUCUACAACCACUGGAUGAUGCGAACAGCCACCUACUUCUUCAUCUUCCUCAACCUGUCCCUUGCCCUGUUUGAGGAACCUGCUGUGUAUCCACUCCCCUUCCUGGCCACGUCAGUGCUGGAGGUGUUGUGCCUGCUGGUGUUCCUCGGCCGCCUGACACACUUUGCCAAAGUCACCUUGCACAACGUGUUCUGGAAGGACGCCAAGAACAUCUGCAUCAUGGGGGCAAUCCUGCUAUCCCUGACAGACCUGGGCAUAUAUGGGGUCCUCAGGCUGUAUGGUGUGAGGAGCAUCCGGUGGUCAAGGUUUAUGAGGCCCAUCUUUCUCAUCAACUUCGCAGAGAGCCGCCAGAUCCGGAGGGCGCUGCGCAGCAUCCGCAACACGCUGCCCGAGAUCACCUACGUCUUCCUGCUCUUCAUGUUCAGCCUCCUCAUGUUCUCCCUCAUGGCCCUGAAGCUGUUUGGAGAGAGGAAUCUCCAGACAGCAGAAGGCCUCCCCUACUUCAAAAACUACCUGGAGAUUGUGUUUGACCUCUACGUGCUGGUGACCACAGCAAACAGCCCAGAUGUCAUGAUGCCAGCAUUUGACUUCAGCUCGUGGUACGCCCUGUUCUUCAUCGCCUUCGUCAUCGUCAACACUUACAUCUUCAUGUCUCUCUUCCUGGCUGUGGUCUACAACAACUACAAAAAACACCUGAAGAAUGAGAUCCGUAAGCUCGCCUACAUGAAGCGCCGCAAGAUGAUCGAGGCCUUCAACCUGCUGAAGGAAGAGGAGGGAGAGCAGUUUGUGGUCCGGGAGGCCCGCUGGAAGCAGCUGGUGAAGCUGGUGGCUCCUGACACCAGCAAUUCCCACCGGGAGCUGCUGCUCCGCAUCUCGGAUGACGAGCAGAAAGGGUUUGUAGACAAGAAGUCCUUCGUGCAGCUGGCAGACCUGCUCAACAUCCAGGUGGUGACGCUGAAGAUCCGCAGGCACCCCCUGGCGCGCUGGGCGCCGGCGCUGUACGGAUCCGCGCCCAGCCGGCUCCUGCGCGGCCUCGUCAGGCACAGGGCUUUUGUUUGGACUUUUGAUGCCAUCAUCCUGAUAAAUGCUGUCUUCAUUGCUCUGGAUGAGGAUAGCAUUUCCUAUGCAGAGUGGGUGUUCCUUGCUCUGUACGUCAUCGAGAUCCUCCUGAAGGUCUACACCUAUGAACCCAGGGAGUUCUUUGGCAAAACCCAGUUCUGGAACUGGUUUGAUACUCUCAUCAUCUUUGCUGCCCUGACUGCAACGAUUCUCAAUGCCACCCUCCAGUCCACCAUGAGGUACAACAGCCAGCAGAUCCUGGACAUUGUGUUCAUCCUCAGAGUGCUCAGGCUGAUCCGGAUUGUUGACAGCAUCCAGAGGUUCCAGGUGAUCAUGAACACCCUGAUAAACAUCGUCCCGACCAUGCUGACCUUCGGUGGGCUCACUCUGGUUGUGUAUUGUGUGUUUGCUAUCAUUGGCAUGGAGGCAUUCCACGGGAAAAUCCAGUACUUCCCAGCCAACUCCAAUGCUCCUCACGCCCUGGAGUGCGGGAAUCCAGCUCUCAAGGAUUCCCUGUUUGCCCGUGGCAAGUACUGCAAGAACAACUUCAACAACUUCGCCUCGUCCUUCAUCGUGCUCAUGGAGCUCACUGUGGUCAACCAGUGGCACGUCUUUGCCAAUGGAUUUGCCAACGUGACAGGUCAGCCUGCCAAGCUCUACUUCAUCGCCUUCCACAUUGUGAUGGUGAUAAUCAUUGUCAACAUCUUCGUGUCGUUCAUCCUGGAAGCUUUCUUUGUGGAGUACUCCCUGGAGAAGAGUGAAGUGGAAACUGCCAUCGAGCAGAAAAUCCAGGAGCUGGGAAUGGGAGUUCAAGAGGAUGAGCUCCAGCAUGAGCAGCUCCUCGACAACAUGGAGAGUGCAGAGCACGAGCUCGAGGGGGACGGUGGAGCCAAGGCACAGAGCAAAGGGCUGGUGUUCAAAAUUGCCUCCAAACGAUACAGGACAGUGGAUGCUCUGCUGCAGCGCAUGUUCGAGGCAGAGAUACCCCUGGAGGACGAAGGCCUUUCCUUUGAGGAGAUCCUGAACUUGUCCCCCAGCUCGGCCAUUCCCAGGAGCCCGAGUUCCGAGAGCGCGGCCUGAGGGGGGAUCAGGGAAUGGAGCUCAUUCCCGGCUGUCCAGGCGCUCCCUGGCCGCUCCCACGCGUGGGGCCCGGGUGCCACGGUGGGAACAAACAGCUCUGUCCUGUACAGGAGCUUUAUCUCAUGUAAAGUCUCAUAUAAACCUCUGGAAUGAAUGCGGGCAGGAGUCAGAGUCCCCGGCCGUGCCCGGGCUGGGACGGUGCCGCGGGCAGCAUGUUAUGGAAUAACUACUUUUGUAACUGGAAUUGUAUCGCAGCACUUCUAUAUGCAGCUCUGGAGCGGUGUACGCUGAAUGAAGCAGCUCUUUAGCACAAUAAAUUCAGCAGUUUGGAAAAACGA